AUGGCCUUGUCGUCCCCGAUGGUGCUGUCCCUGCUCCUCUUCGCGUCGCUCACGGCGCUGCUGGUCCUCGCGCCACGCCUGUCCCCGCCGCCGCCGCAGCAGCCGGCCGCGGACGAGCAGGCGCCGCCGGCCACGGGGAGCGGCGUCGGCGGUGGCGGUGGCGGCGGCGGAGGCCUCCGGGGCGUCGGCUCCCGCGCGGGGGGCGAGGAGGCCGACGACCUCCGCCUGUUCCGCCGCGCGGCGCUGGAGUCGGCGGCGGCGGCGGCGGGCGCCAAGGCCGCCGGCCCGCCCAAGGUGGCGUUCCUGUUCCUCACCAACUCCGACCUCACCUUCGCCCCGCUAUGGGAGCGUUUCUUCUCCGGCCACGAGUCCCGGCUCAGCGUGUACGUCCACGCCGACCCGGCCGCGCGCCUGCUUCUGCCGCCCACCCCCUCCUUCCGGGGCCGGUUCGUGGCCGCCAAGCCGACGCGCCGCGCGGACGCGAGCCUCAUCGCGGCCGCGCGCCGCCUGCUGGCGGCCGCGCUGCUGGACGACCCGGCCAACGCCUACUUCGCGCUGCUGUCGCAGCACUGCGUCCCGCUCCACUCCUUCCCGCGCCUCUACGCCGCGCUCUUCCCUCCGCCCCCCUCCCCCUCCGCUGCCUCCGCCGCGCCCCGCCGCCAACGGCCACGCAGCUACAUCGAGGUGCUGACGGGGGAGCCGCAGAUGCCGUCACGCUACGCGGCGCGGGGCGGCGAGGACGCGAUGCUCCCGGAGGUCCCCUACGAGCGGUUCCGGAUCGGUUCCCAGUUCUUCACGCUGGCCCGGCGCCACGCCGUGCUGGUGGUCUGGGAGCGCCGGCUGUGGCGCAAGUUCCGGGUGCCCUGCCUUCCCGAGAUGGCGCAGGACUCGUGCUACCCGGAGGAGCACUACUUCCCGACGCUGCUGGACAUGGCGGACCCCGGAGGCGUGGCGCGGUACACGCUCACCCGCGUCAACUGGACGGGGAGCGUCGAGGGCCACCCGCACACGUACACCGCGGCCGAGGUCACGCCAGGGCUCGUCGCUGAACUCCGCGCGUCCAACCACACCCACCCUCACAUGUUCGCGCGCAAGUUCGCGCCCGACUGCCUCGCCCCGCUCCUCGCCAUCGCCGACACCGUCCUCUUCAAGGACUGA
Miscanthus lutarioriparius is the source of this 1158-nucleotide messenger RNA. The record is from the annotation of a GenBank genome assembly. NCBI's taxonomy places the organism in Eukaryota, Viridiplantae, Streptophyta, Magnoliopsida, Poales, Poaceae.